Molecule: messenger RNA, 2195 nt
Organism: Capsaspora owczarzaki ATCC 30864
Lineage: Eukaryota; Filasterea; Ministeriida; Capsasporidae
Product: urocanate hydratase
Exons: 13
Coding region: 52-2130 (692 amino acids)
Biological process (GO): L-histidine catabolic process
Molecular function (GO): urocanate hydratase activity
Source: RefSeq, a predicted model, not a curated record
CAGGAUUUCAGUCUUUUUCUGCUGCGAAUCUUCUCCGACGAACAUCCCAAAAUGUCCAACUUCCCAGCCAUCCCACUUGCCACAGCCACAUCUGCAGCCGAGGUUGAGCUUCGCACUCAGCUCGCAGUGCUUGCGGCUGGUCUCCCGACGACGCUGGCUGGUCUGCCUCCCAAGCCUGCCACAGACCGUGACCCCAGCGUCCCGCAUGCGCCAGCGCGCAAUCCCAAGCUGACUCCCGCCGAGAAGCAGCUCGCACUCAAGAACGCGCUGCGCUACUUUGCGACCGAGCUGCACGAGACACUUGCGCCAGAGUUCUUGAACGAGCUGAACGUCUAUGGCCACAUUUACAUGUACCGCCUGCGUCCGACGAGCUACACCAUGAAGGCCCACCCAAUCCACCUCUACCCUGCCAAGUGCACUCAAGCCGCCGCAAUCAUGGUCAUGAUCCAGAAUAACUUGGAUAUUGAAGUUGCCCAAUUCCCGCAUGAGCUCAUCACCUACGGUGGAAACGGCUCCGUGUUUUCCAACUGGGCGCAAUACCUUCUUGCCAUGCACUAUCUGAGCCAAAUGACCGAGGAGCAAACGCUUGCCAUGUACUCGGGCCAUCCUGCUGGCCUCUUCCCGAGCCACCGCGAAGGUCCCCGUGUUGUCGUCACCAACGGCAUGGUGGUUCCCAACUAUAGCAGUCCUGCCGACUACGAACGCAUGUACGCUACGGGUGUUUCGCAAUACGGCCAGAUGACUGCUGGCAGCUACUGCUACAUUGGCCCUCAAGGCAUUGUUCAUGGAACGACGCUGACUCUGCUCAACGCUGGGCGCAAGUAUCUUGGCUCUUCCGAGCUGCAGGGCAAGGUGUUUGUUACGUCUGGUCUGGGAGGCAUGAGCGGUGCGCAGCCGAAGGCUGGUGUUAUUUGCAAGGCCAUUGCUGUCGUCGCUGAGAUCAACGGCGAUGCUCUUCGCAAACGACACCGCCAAGGCUGGCUCAACGAGUACCACUCGGACUUGACUGCGCUUGUUGCUCGCAUCAAACAGGCUCGUGCGGCACGCGAGGUUGUGAGCAUUGGCUACUUGGGCAAUGUCGUUGAUCUCUGGGAGCACUUUGCCAAGGAGCCUGAGCUGUUGGUCGAGUUGGGCUCGGAUCAAACGUCUUUGCACAAUCCGUUCAUGGGCGGCUACUACCCCGCUGGUCUGACGUACGAAGAAAGCAACACCAUGAUGCGAGAGAAGCCUGAGGCUUUCCGCGAGGCUGUCAACGACAGUCUCCGUCGCCAAGUGGAUGCCAUCAAUCGUCUGGUUGCUCGCGGCAUGCGUUUCUGGGACUAUGGCAACUCGUUCAUGCUGCAAGCCGGGCGAGCUGGCGCAAACAUUCUUCGCCCGGACGGUGGUUUCCUGUACCCGUCGUACGUGGAGGACAUUAUGGGAGACAUCUUCUCUCUGGGAUUCGGCCCGUUCCGCUGGGUGUGCACCUCGGGCAAGCGUGAAGACUUGUUGCUCACAGACCAGCUGGCGGCAGAAGUGAUUCGCGAAGCCAUGAAGGAGGCCAGCGACCGCUCCCGCAUGCAGUACGACGACAACCUGCUGUGGAUUACCUCGGUGGACGAGCACCAGCUUGUGGUUGGCUCGCAGGCCCGUAUUUUGUACUCUGAUGCCACUGGCCGCGCCCGCAUCGCUGCAGCAAUGAACACUGCUCUGCGCGAGGGUCGUCUGUCUGGUCCUGUCGUGCUCAGCCGCGACCACCACGACGUCAGUGGCACAGAUUCCCCGUGGCGUGAGACCUCGCACAUUCGCGAUGGCUCCAUGUUUUGUGCCGAUAUGGCCAUCCAAAACGUCAUUGGCGACUCCUUCCGUGGCGCAACUUGGGUUUCCAUCCACAACGGUGGCGGCACGGGCUGGGGCGAGGCCAUGAAUGGCGGCUUUGGCAUGGUUUUGGAUGGCUCGAGCGACGCCGAACGUCGUGCCCGACACAUGCUCCAUUGGGACGUGAACAACGGCAUUGCCCGUCGUGCUUGGGCUGGCGUUGACAAUGCCGAGUUCCAGAUUCGCGCCGCCAUGAAGGAGGAGCCCCUUCUUACGGUCACCAUGCCGCAUCAUGCCGACCAGGCGCUGCUGACUCGCAUUCUCUCUGCAUAAUUCUGUCUCUGUGAUUGCUCUUCAAAGUGUGCAUGUUGUCGGAAACAUAAAUUUCUUCUUUGUCA